UACCUGUCAAUCUUACACACCCCUCUCUCACCUGAGUGAAUGGAAUCUCCCACUAAAAAUAUGCCGUAAAUAGAGUGUUACAGUUACCUCAAUGUGAAAAUGAACCGAGUGAAGUGUUUAUUGUUAUUUUCUCUCAUUCUAAAUGUGGUUGGACUAAUAUUUUUUGUGAUUGGAUUCUCAACACAUUUUUGGUUGGAAUCUGACGAAAAUUACCGAACCUCUUCCGGAUUUGAAAGUCUGGGCUUAUGGGAAGCCUGUUUUAAAGACUUUUCCCACAAGACAAGUUAUAAUGGGAAGCUGUAUAACGGGUGCUGGUGGAUGUUCUCCUACGAAUACGAACCAAUCCGAGACUGGCUUAAUCCACCGUGGCUGAUAGCCAUCCAGAUUAUGAUGACGAUUUCGCUGAUACUUCAGCUGGUGGCGGGAAUUAUUGGGGUGUUGGUGUUCCUGGGGGUGUGUCCAGGGGUCGCCAACUUUCUGGCAUUGCUGUCUAUAGCAGUCAUGAUUCUUGUGGGAGGUAUGAUUUCCGCAGUUUGUCUAAUUUUGUUUGGAGUCAAGUCCGACCAAUCGGAACUGGAAGCAAAGUGGAUAUAUUUUCCAGACAAAAACUUUUUAUCGUGGUCGUUCGCCCUGAUGGCGGUUUCUGCCUUUCUAUCCUUGUUUGGGUCCAUGUGUGGUUUUGUGGCAGCCAUGACGGCGAGGCUAGAGGACAAGUACGGGGAGCGACCCAACUUUGAUGGCCACAUGCUUCGCUCGCAACCAACUGCGUAUUAAACCAACAAAACGAACGCAACUUUUUACCGGUUUUUUGGAAAUUAUUCUUUAUUGAAAUGUAUUUUCUGUGUCAGAGGACAGUUUUUAUAAGGUUCAUUAGAUAUAGACACGCCCAUUUAAUAUACCCCCCCCCCCCGAUCAAAUAAUGGAGGAGUAUGUUGUUUUGGGGCUCUUUCUAUCUGCAACUUUGACGAUAAAAUUUGGAACUAAAAGGGAUGGGCGCUUCAUAUUUGCAUCAUAGAGGUGAUGAAAAGCUUGGCUUGGAUUGCCUUUGGGGUUACGUGAUCAGAGGGCGUUGUUCCUAGAUUCACGUACUACCACACAAACAUGUUUAUGUUUUUCAGCAAUAAGUUAAAAAGGUUUAACUUGAAUGUACAUAUUUACACCAUGAGUUGUCUAUGAUUUCCUCUAGGAUCAAAGGACAUAACCUCUGCAAGGACAGAUUUUUUUCUCUCAGUGUAAUGACCCUUGCUCUUGUACAAACUAGAUUUUAAUAAUGUUCACAUUAGAAUUUGGCAGCAAUAGGGGCAUUUUAGUUUUUAAAAGCUCGCACAAUAUAUGCUGUUUUCAAGUGAUUAGGGACCGGUUCACACCGUCUGUAUUAAGUAUUCUGUAUCAUCCUGCUCAGUACUAACAUGGAUAACUCUUGUUGUUUUGGGGUGUUUUUUUUUUUUUUGUUUUUUUUUUUUACUUGCUUCACUGUGAAAAAAAUAAGCAACUUUAAAAAGCUGUAAUUCUCUAUUAGAAAAUUCGUCCCAUGUGAAUAAUUUAAGUCAAAAUUUACAUUAAGUUUUCAUUUUCUGAUCCAUUAUUUUCCGAGAGGGAAGGAUCCACAUCGGCUUUCCCCCCGGAGAGUCCACCUAAUCUAGAGGUCUUGUAUUUAGUAUUAAACAACUGAAACUGCAUACAAAUAGGCAAAAUGUGUAUCUUUGACCAAAUUGAUGGGGACGGGGUCUCUGAUUCUGCUGUUUUAAGAGAACAGGUCCAACUUAAACCCACUUCACACCAAAAGUGGUUUAACUUCAACCACUUUUGAAAUGGAUCGUUUCAUAGCUGAGUUAUACCGGAUUGACCUAUUGUGAACCUGUUCUAAAUUUCAGCACUGGCAUUACAUGAUGAUUCGUUGCUGGUAAUAUUCGUUUUACAUGAAAAGGUCAAUUAGACAGGGCUGUCCAGAAUCGCACAGAACGUGUCUUUACAAGUAUAAUACUAACACAAAUCGCAAGAACCGAUUUCAUUUUUAAUCGAAUCAUUUGUUGUGUCCAUCCACAAACCCUUGCAGUUAAGUUCUGAGUAAGAUAUAUUUUUACCUGAACACAUACAUUUUAUUCAUAAAGCGCAUAAUCUAUAUCGUCACAGUGUCGUCAUCGUUAUUUCUUUUAUAUCAAAUAUUGUACUAUAUUUUAAAUUUUUUUAAUAAAAGAUUUGCCCAACAAUA
Messenger RNA from Ostrea edulis (European flat oyster), 2212 nucleotides. RefSeq lists its product as uncharacterized. The coding region runs from base 100 to 774 and encodes 224 amino acids. The record is from RefSeq and is a predicted model, not a curated record. NCBI's taxonomy places the organism in Eukaryota, Metazoa, Mollusca, Bivalvia, Ostreida, Ostreidae. Gene Ontology annotation, cellular component: membrane. The transcript has 4 exons.